AUGUCAAUUAUCCACGAUAAAGGCUUACCAGAGGAAGAAGGUUGUGCAGCCAUGUGGGCUGAUGGCCCUGCUAGCCUAGAACUACUGCCCAUGGGAGAGACAACUGCUGAUCCGACUGUUGGUUCAUGCACGCCAAGAGAGGCCCUCGGCCCAAUUGAAGGUACAAGGCUUGGCGCUCCAAAGCGAGCUUCACGGAUUCCUGCAAUGGGAAAAUCUGCAGGAAAAUGGAUCAAGACUGUAAUCUUUAGGAAGAAAUCAUAUAAAUCUAGCUUUUCAAAAAAAGCUGCAGUGAAGGAGGCGAUUGCUACCUCCCGAGGAUCAACUGCUGAUUUGGCAUCAAGUCCUGUAAUCUCAGAUCCACUAUCUCACGUCUCAGAUGAAAAUGAUACAGAAGAAGCCAUGGGGUUGGAUUCACCAGACGCUUCAGAGGUCAUCAGGCAGGAGCAAGCUGCCACAAAGGUUCAGACUGCUUUCAGGGGCUAUUUGCUUGUCCUUAUUCAAGCUAUGCAAUUUCUCCUCGUUAAGGCUAAUGCAAAUACAUUUGCGAAGGCUCACAGGUCAUUUCGUGUCCUCAAGGGCAUCAUAAGACUUCAAGCAGUCAUUCGUGGACGCUUAGUCAGGAGACAAGCUGUUACUACUUUGCACUGCUUGCAAGGAAUUGUCAAGCUGCAGGCUCUAAUCCGGAGACGAAGCGUUAGAGUUCUAGAUAAUGGGCAGGAAACACUCACAAAGGGCAAUCCAGGAAGGUUUCUGGAUGCUAAGAAAGUUGAUCCAUUUGGAUUAUACACAGCAACCAGGUCUGAGAAGCUAUAUACAAACGCUUUAAUCUGUAAGCUUCUAGCUUCAUCAUCCAAUGCUACGCCCCUGAGCCUCCAUUAUGAUUUGGUUGAACCAAACUCUGCUUGGAACUGGCUUGAACGGUGGUCAUCAUUCCUCUUCCAGGAACCAUUUCCACAGAAACAGCAGAUCCUUGACUCAAGGUCUAAUGUAAAGCAGCCCAGCAUUCAAAGCAUUCAAACUGAAGGCAGGAAGAAACGAGGUGCGUGGAGGAUCGCUCCUGUCAAUGCUGACAAUAACUCGUUGCAUUCAGUUUCUGAGUUUGGAAAGCCUAAACACAAUCUGAGGAAAGCUUUGAGUCAUCCAACAGAAUUGAUGCAGGAAAACCCUUCAAGUGAACUUGAGAGGGUAAGAAAAAAUUUGAGGAAAUUCUCUUCAUCCAGCCCGAUGGCUCUUGAUGGCUUGGAAACUCUGACUGAAAAACCAAAGCUAAGCCCGAGGAAGAUGGUAAGAUCUCCUGCUCGUGAUGUUUUCAUGAAGGUUGAAGAUAGUUCCUCAAAGAAGAUCAGUGAUCCCAUGGUUGCAUUGACAAAAGAUUUAGAAAAACUUGAGGCAGAAACUUCUCCUAAACCAUUGACAGCAAAGGAAAUGGUCAAUCUGCCUACUGCUCAGUUAUAUCCUCUGGAAAGUAGUAGUGUUGAUAAGAUUCACGUGGCGGAUGAGGAUAUGAAUUCCAAGGAGGAAGAAUGUAGCAAGGAUAAUCAGAGAACUAGGAGGAGAAAAUCUUCUUCAGCAAAACAGGAAUACCAAGAGGAUGUCUCACAGAAUACACCAACAGUUCCAAGCUAUAUGGCCGCAACUGAAUCUGCAAAAGCAAAACUUAGAGGGCAAGGAUCUCCAAGGAUUGUCCAAGAUGGGGUUGAAAAUGUUUUGAUCCGGAGCCGGAGGCAUUCACAUCCAGCCUACAACGAUGGCAAAUUGAGUUCAGUGUCACAUCAGACACAGAGGAUAGUUCAUGCAAACAGCAAGGGCAGAAGCAGAGUUGACAGAUCAUUGUUGUCCUCCACAGAUGUUAAUGCAUCCACAUAUAAGAAAGUACCAUUCAUGCACCAGCAGUUUUUGAAGGUGAAAUUUAAGGCAGCAGAAAGGGCAAUGUUGGUGCAGAACCUUCCUGUUUCAUCUCUGGCCACUCAAUUGUGUGUGAAAGAGGAAUUUCAUUAG
This is a messenger RNA of Dovyalis caffra, 1998 nucleotides long. The record is from the annotation of a GenBank genome assembly. NCBI's taxonomy places the organism in Eukaryota, Viridiplantae, Streptophyta, Magnoliopsida, Malpighiales, Salicaceae.